AUGCUCGCCCUCUCGUUCCGCGCCCCUCGUCCUGCCCCGCCCCGGCCAGCCCUCCAGCGAAGGUGGGCGGGUCGGCAGGCCAACCCGUGGGCCCACGUCGAGACCGCGACGCCAGAGAAGGCCCCCUUCCAGCUCCGAACAUGGGUACGCCGCGUCUCCCGCAUCGGCAACUUCGUGCUCGUCCCCUCGAUCAUCCUCUAUGCGGUCUUCGUCCACGACUUUGGCGACUACGAACACGUGUUUAGUCCGCCGAGGCGCUGGCUGCAGUCGCAGACCGCAGCCUUCUACACGCUCUCGCCGGAGGAACAAAAGCUCGCCGGGCUCGAGCCCGCGUCGGCCAACGCCGCGCCGACAACCGGGGCGUUACAGGGCGUAGGAAAGCCCUCGUAG
This is a messenger RNA of Epithele typhae, 390 nucleotides long. RefSeq lists its product as uncharacterized. The record is from RefSeq and is a predicted model, not a curated record. Bases 1 to 390 code for a protein of 129 amino acids. Lineage: Eukaryota; Fungi; Basidiomycota; Agaricomycetes; Polyporales; Epitheliaceae. The transcript is spliced from 3 exons.